UGAAAACUUGGAAUUCACUUUCAUGGUCGUGUAUUUUAAUCGCGGUUCUGUUAAAAAUUAAUGGAAAAAGUUAGAUUGAUUCGUAGUUAUUACAAAUAACGCACUAUGGAACCGAAAUGGCUAUAUUUAAGCAUAUUGUUGUUAUAAGUAUUAUUUCACAAUGUGCCGCGGUUAGUUUACAGGAACAACUAGAACAUGUAGCGAGACGGCGUCUCGAGAGUCAGAGGCACUUUUUAUCAAGACGUUUACUCCAGGAACAUAAUGAUGACGAAUCUGUACAAAGAAGAUUCUACGCCCCAGGGGGGUCCAUUCUCGGUGUUCCGUCGCUGCCCAGCCACCUGCCGCAAGCUGAGCCCAUAUUGCCAGGUCACACGUUGCUAAGGCCAGCGCUGGGCAUGCUAAAAUCGGCAGUAAAAUUUCCCCAUAGAGAGAUGGAGAAUGGAGCUGGGGUGUAUGGCAACCCCGACAAUUUGGGAAUUAGAUAUGAUGGAUUGAACGAGAGGCUUUUGUAUACUGGAUUCAGAAGAAUUCCAGGGCUCAGAAGGAUUCCGUCUAAUUACAUUAUGAUUCUACCACAGCGAAGCCCAAGCAAUACACGCAAUGGAAACCCUAUAAUCCUCAUAGGUGCCCCUGUUUCAAUUGAUUCAGAUCAUCUUACAACGGACCCUAUGACUUUGAAAGAAGUUAUGCAAAACAGAGAAGAAACAGAAAGAGCUAUAAAGGAAUUCUUCAAAAAGGUUGCAGAUACUAAUCGAAACAGUGCUUCGGGAAAUUGGAAACUCAAAGACGAUAAACCGCUCGUAGCGCUUCGGUAUGGUAAAAAUGAAGAAAAUAGUGGUGAAUCUCAAAAAAAACUUAGAGCUGAAGAUGACAAAGAUGAGAGUAGUGGUUCCUCCUCCGAAGAGGUCACAAAACUGCACGGUGAAUCUGCUUCUGAUGAGGGCAAGACCGAAGUUGAGGAUAAAAAAACUUGGUUUGCUAAAUCAAAGACUAUGUACAACAAUAUCAAGAUCAACAGUCACGCACCAGACAUGGCUGAAUAUAUGCCAGUUGAGCCAAACGAUUUCGAAGAUUUGAGGAAUUGGUGGUUUUACAAUCAAGAUGAUUUCAAAGCAUUCAAAGAUGUCGACAGCGACAUUGACACCCCAACGACAACCGAGACGCUUAAAUACAAAUCAGAAAAAUCAAAUGAAGAAUAAAUAAUUCGUACGAAA
Messenger RNA from Plodia interpunctella (Indianmeal moth), 1214 nucleotides. RefSeq lists its product as uncharacterized. The coding region runs from base 117 to 1199 and encodes 360 amino acids. Lineage: Eukaryota; Metazoa; Arthropoda; Insecta; Lepidoptera; Pyralidae. The record is from RefSeq and is a predicted model, not a curated record. The transcript is spliced from 15 exons.